Linum trigynum is the source of this 2246-nucleotide messenger RNA. The record is from the annotation of a GenBank genome assembly. NCBI's taxonomy places the organism in Eukaryota, Viridiplantae, Streptophyta, Magnoliopsida, Malpighiales, Linaceae.
UCGAAAAGAACACAUAAUAGCCCAAAUUUAAUUAACAUACACACUAUUAAGCGCACUGAGUGUUGGGGGUGCUCUGUUUUUGCACUUCUUUCUCUACUUACUAAUGUGGCUUGGCUAGAAUGCACUUGGCUAGAAUGCACUCGCUCCAACAAUAUCGUCCCUCCCCCGCCGCACCUCACAAUGCAUCAAGUAGCGGCUCGUUGGGAGACAACCAUGUUCGAGAAGUCGUCGCUUCGAACAGUAUCGUCUCGAAGUCCAACCUCUGGCGCUACAUUCAGGGGAUGGACUUCAACCCUGCUCGAAUGAUUUUGGCUGAAAUGAUGGGGACGUUCAUACUAAUGUUCUGUGUUUGCGGGAUCAUAGCAAGCACCCAAAUUCUCAAAGGCCAAGUCGGGCUGUUGGAGUACGCGGCCACGGCGGGGCUCACCGUCGUCGUGUUGAUCUUCUCCAUAGGCUCGAUUUCCGGCGCACAUGUUAAUCCCGCCGUCACCAUUGCCUUCGCCGCAUUCGGCCAUUUCCCCUGGCCUAGGGUUCCGUUCUACGUAUCGGCUCAAACGAUCGGUUCGAUCCUGGCAACCUACGUCGGGAAGUCGGUGUACGGGAUCGACCCGGAGCUGAUGGGUACUAGACCGCUUCAGGGCUGCGUGUCUAGCUUCUGGGCUGAGUUCAUGGCCACUUUCAUGAUCAUGUUCGUCGCCGCCGCGCUUACUUGCCAUGCUCAAUCAGUGGGUUACUUAUCUGGAUUGGUGAUCGGAAUAUCCAUCGGACUCGCAGUGCUAAUUACAGGGCCGAUUUCAGGGGGGUCGUUGAAUCCGGCGAGGUCACUUGGUCCGGCGAUCGUGGCGUGGAACUUUAAGGACAUAUGGGUGUAUAUAACUGCGCCGAUAGGGGGAGCUCUGGCCGGAGCUCUGACGUUCCAUGCGUUGAACCUGCAGCAGAGGAGAGCGCAGCCGUGCGCCGUGGAGGAGUCACCGUCGCCGUCACCGGAUAGUGGGUUGCUGGUUAGCUUUUGGGGAUUCUAGUGGUUGAGAUUAGAGAUGGUCCCAAUUAAUCAAGCUGGCUUGGUUUCUGGUUCGUAAUUUGGUGUGGAUAAAAGUGAAAAGUUGUGUAAGAACAUUAUUUCUCAUCAGCCUUUCUGGUGGUGGAAGAAGAUGAUUUGGUUGUUAUUGUCAGUUGUGGAAGGAGAAUGAGAAGGAUGUUCAUAUUCUUGGUCCAUACCAGAACUCUUCUGUUCUGGUUUUAGUUUUCAAUGAUUUCAAAGAAAUAGGGAACAAGACUACAAGAGUAAGUACUAUCGAAAAGUAUCUUUUACAAGUGGGCUUCAUUAUUGGAUUGGGCCCCGAGUGGGCCUGCAUAUCGAAAAGGGGAUUUAUAUUUACUAUUUAGCACCAACACCAAGUCAUGUGAAUCCCCUUAGCCAAGUUUUUGUGGUUCAAGAUAAUGUGGAAUCCACAUCUUUCAUGGAACAUGUUUCAGCCUAGUUCUUUUGAUCCAGUUGGUAAGGUGGGUGUCUUAAUCAUCUGGGUAGCUUUGAUAAAUGUAGAAGACAAAGAAGGUUGUAGUUUUGUUUAUAGCAAUUACUUUUUCUGAGGUGGGGAAUGUGAGUAACUGAGUAUUAUAGGUGGAUUUUUUGGGGAUGUACAAUGGCUGAGUUAUGUGAUUACUGAGAUUAUGCAUUUAUAGUUCUUCUACAAAUCACAACGACAAUGAAAAAAAAAAUCGUUUGAAUGAAGGUUCUCGGGAAUUUAUGAGGGAUUUGGAACUAAAAUUUUUCACUUAAAAUUCAGAUAUUUUAUGUGUAAGUGGGGGCUUAAUCACAUGUUUGAGGGAUGGUUGUGUUUAAAAGUAUCGGUUUAAAAAUUCGGCACCUAAAAAAUAGUUUAUUUUCGAAUCUUUUACUAGACGUGAAAUUUUUCAAAAUACGACAGAACGUGAGUUUUGUCGAAAUUCUUCAUUGAAAUCCCUUAUCAUUGACAAAUCCAUACUAAUCAAAUUUCUUAUCUCUUUCUAAUUGGUUAUAAUGGGAUCAGCGUUGUCCCUUACUGGAACAGAGGGAAGCCGGUGAUCUACACAAUUCCGUCAGCCAAACAGAUCCCAUACUUGUGGCACAAAUGGACACUAAUAGCUAUAGCAAUAGCUAAGAAGGAAACGAUGAUUACGGAACUGCUGAACAUAUAUUAUUUUUGUUUGUUUGUUUUUUUGUUUGUUGCAUUGUUAUGAGUAUUUAAUAGAGGGAAAAUCUAGCA